Dissoconium aciculare CBS 342.82 is the source of this 873-nucleotide messenger RNA. RefSeq names its product alpha/beta-hydrolase. The transcript is spliced from 2 exons. Bases 1 to 873 code for a protein of 290 amino acids. NCBI's taxonomy places the organism in Eukaryota, Fungi, Ascomycota, Dothideomycetes, Mycosphaerellales, Dissoconiaceae. Gene Ontology annotation, molecular function: arylformamidase activity. The record is from RefSeq and is a predicted model, not a curated record.
AUGAACCCUGAUUGGUUGCAGCAAAAGACGGACGUGAGAUAUGCACCGCACUCGGCCCUGAACACGUACCAAGUCUGCCUCCCUCGUCCGCCAUCGCCAGAGUCUCUUGAGAAGAGGCUAUGGAUCAUCUACAUCCACGGCGGGGCAUGGUGCGACCCUGACCAAGACGCAACUACUUUCAAUCCAGCCCAAGAGGUUCUCUUACAAUCACAAAACAUAGAACAAAUCGCAGGCUUUGCGUCCAUCAAUUACCGCCUCGCACCGCACAGCAUCAAAAUUCCCGACCCAGAUGAUCCAUCACGACAUGCCGUCCAUCCAGAUCAUAUCCAAGACGUCCUAGCCGCUCUCGCCCAUGUGCAACAGACUUACCUAUUCGGCGAGCGAUACAUCCUCGUCGGACACUCGUGCGGAGCAACGCUGGCGUUUCAAGUUGCGAUGGAUCGCCAAUGGAGGGCCACAAAUCUUAGUAAUAAGAUAGUUUCACCUCUAGCGAUUCUCGCUAUCGAAGGAAUCUAUGAUCUCCCCGCACUAGUCGAGCAUAAUCGCGAGAUUCCCUACUAUCGCACUUUCGUCACGAGCGCAUUUCGAUCAGACGAGGCGGUCUGGCGAUCUGUCAGCCCGACAUCAGCGGAUCUGAAUGCUUCGUGGCCGACAGGAAAACUGGUAGUCAUUGCGCACUCCCGUGACGAUGAGCUUGUGGAAUGGCAGCAAGCAGAUCUCAUUCUGCAAUCCCUCCAGGGACAGAACUUCCACGAUUCAGGGGCUCGCAAGGCGAGAGUCCUAGAAUUGUCCGGCACACAUGAUCUCUGGCGUGGAGGCGUGGAAGUCGCUCGGGCAGUGGAAUUCACAUUGAAGGAAUUGACUUCUUCAUGA